UGUAAGGGCUUUACCUCAGGAGUCAGAGGGAAAGCAGCCUGAUUUACUGCACAGCAGAAAGGCUGCAAAGCAGUAUAUCUAUUGCAUCUGUGAUGUCUAGACUGCGGCCACUCACAGAAGGAAACAGCACUAAGAGGAAAGGAAGUGGUCUUGUUGUUUUGUGUGAAGUGCAAUGCGGUGCAAAUAACUACUCUUUGUGGUCCAGAUAUUCAAAUUCUGGCUGCAGACUUAUGGCCAUGUUAAAUGCCACAAGUGUCUCACACCACUAUUUUAGUUGUUGACAUCUCUUUUUAGUAGAUGCUUAUAGAGAGUCUGUAAUAAUUUUAAACCCACUCACUGUAUUACAGACACAGCAUCCCAGUACUUGUACGCCGCCAUAGCGCCAUUCUCACAAACACCACUUCAUAUUUAGAAUGCAAAACAGACAAUUCUGGAUGUUGUUGUUUAGAAAUGCACAAGUUUUCAGUACAUGCCAAGUGUCUAAAUGGCGAGGGUUUUCCCAGCCUGUUCUUUUGACUGCCUAACCUGAAUUGAAACUUAGAAGAAAAACCAAAGACACAUCAAAGACACAAAGAACUGCAGGAAAAUGUGAGUAGUAGACAGCUUUCAACAACAGUAAACAGUUGUUGAAAGCAUGUGCAUGCAGAGACUAGCAUGUGAGGGCUAUUUAAAUGGAAUGGUUGACCCUUUCUGAUGUCAUUAUGCUGUUAAGAUGCUGCAAACUCAACACAUUGUGCAGCUGCUUUACAGGGAGAACUUUGCAGUGACAAUUAUGAUUAUGACUUUAACUGUGAAGAAGCUGAUUAAUCGGUUGACAUGAUUAUUUAAUACCUGCUAUCAUGUUGUCAGUUUAGGGACGGUAAAGCUGCCUUUUAGCCAUGCUAACUGCCUGUCUUUAGGCAUGGCACUGUCAGUUGGCCAGUCGACCACUUUGGUAAAGACUGAAAUAGUAUAUUAUAGGUCUCUAAUAAAUUGUAGGUCUGUGUUUCAUUUGACAGCGAUGUAUUUUACCAAAGUCAAAGGGCUAAAGCAGCUCACCCUCCCUCUGAUAAUAUCCCAUGAAAUGUCCAUCCAGUUUCCCUUACUUUUUCUCCUUGUCCCAUUCAGCUGAAAUACAGGCCACUGAGGUGUGGUUUUCAUCUCAGAUCACCUGCCAGUACCACCACUUUCUGGCCGCACUUGACAACUAAAUAUGUGUAAAAGAAAAACAGGUUUGGUGACAAUGCUAGUGAUGAAGGGAAGGGAAUCAUUUCACUGACGAGACACAAGAAAGCACCUUACUGUGUGAAAUCAGGUUAAGGAAAGAUACUGUGUUUACCUGUUCUGCUGAUUACUCUAAACCCCCAUUUUACCUGCAGACGUCAGAGGCCGACCGGCUUCUCCCUGCACCUGGGAUGGUGCCAUGCAACACAGCGGCCGUGGAGCCAUAACCCCACCACCACCGCUCCAUCAUCUCGACUCCAAGCUGCUCGCCCACCACUGAUCCCACCCUCUAUCUCCCCUUCCUCCCUUUAUCUUUGCUCUGAGCCCUGGAAAAGGCCACCACAGCCACCACAUGACUCACCCACUGGAGCCCUAGAUCAAAUCAGUUGAAACUGAAAAUGAGUGCAGUAGGGGAAAACCCCCUGGACCCUGCCACGCCAGAGUCACGCAAGAGGAAGGGCUCACCAUGCGACACAUCAGGGCAAAGUCUGGAGAAGCGGAGACGGGAGCUGGAGUGCCGCUACAUCGAGGAGCUGGCUGAGCUGCUGUCAUCCAACAUGGGCGACAUUGCCAGUCUCAGUGUCAAGCCCGACAAGUGCCAUAUCCUCAAGAGCACUGUGGACCAAAUCCAGCAGAUGAAACGGCGUGAGCAGGAGAAAGCAGCUCUUCUGUCUCCAGAUGAUGAGGUGCAGAAGAGCGACAUCUCCUCCAGUAGCCAGGGGCUGGUGGAGAAAGAGGCGCUGGGGCCCAUGCUGCUAGAGGCCCUUGAUGGGUUUUUCUUCGUCGUCAAUCGGGAGGGCCGCAUCGUCUUUGUUUCCGAGAAUGUGACGAGUUACCUUGGAUACGCCCAAGAGGAGCUGAUGACCUCAAGUGUCUACAGCAUCCUCCAUGUGGGAGACCACAAUGAAUUUGUUCGGAAUCUGUUGCCCAAAAGCCUGGUUAAUGGUGUGCCGUGGCCACAGGAACCUGGCCGAAGGAACAGCCACACCUUUAACUGUCGCAUGCUGAAGAGGCCACCGGACGAGUUGGAUUCAGAAAAUCCGGAGGCUCGGCAGCAAUAUGAGAUCAUGCAGUGUUUCACCGUGUCCCAACCAAGGACCAUGCAGGAGGAGGGAGAUGACCUGCAGAGCUGCCUAAUCUGUAUUGCCUGUCGGAUACCUCGUGCCCAGCCUUUUAGCACUGAGUCUUUCAUCACGAAGCAGGACCCCACAGGGAAGAUUAUCUCCAUAGAAACGAGUGCUUUGCGAGCGACCGGCCGGCCUGGCUGGGAAGACCUGGUCAGGAAGUGCAUCUAUGCUUUCUUUCAGCCGCAGGGCAAAGAGCUCUCCCACGCCAAGAAGCUGCUGCAUGAGGUGAUGACCCACGGCACCGCUAUCAGCCCGCUGUACCAUUUCGCAUUAAGUGAUGGCACCCCGCUCAGCGCUCAGACCCGCUGCAAGUUCUGCUGCCCCCCCAACCCUGACGUACAGCCCUUCAUUAUGGGCAUUCACACUAUUGACAGGGAACACAACACUGCUAGCUCUCAGGAAAACACUAACCCCAGCCUUCCACCGAACCUUGGCAGCCUUGCCCAAACUCCCUCCCGCUCCCCUACCCUUCCUCCCGGCAGCAACUGGACCCAAGGCUCAGGCUUCGCCACCUCGGGCCUUCACCCCAACAACAGCAACACCUCCUCCCACGGACAUAACCCAGCCACACCCACAGGCUACCUGACGCCCAAUCGGACCUGUUCCCAGCAGGUCAACAGCCCCUCUCCUUUGAGCAGCCCACUCACAGCCACCCCUACCUCUUUUAUGUCACCCAGGAUGCCACGGGCUAGUCCUGGUUUAGGGGGAAGCCCUCGGAUACCUGGGAACCCCUUCUCUCCUUCCACACCUGGCCUCCAUUCCCCAGCCGGGGCACUAAGUAGUGGAGGCAGCCUCAACAGGCAGCAGUCUGGCGGUGAUGGUAGUAGCGGUGCCAGCGGUGGGUCAAUGGGGUCUUUCUCCCUGUCCUGUCCUGUCCUUCAGAGACAAGCCAGUACACCCACCGGCUCCUCUUCUCGGCCUCCAUCAGCAAAACCCCCAGAGGGAGGAGAAGGAGGGGGAGAGGACUCUGUUAAAGCCCCCCUUCCUUCUGCCUCACAGCUGGGUAACCCCAGACCCAAUCAGCUCCUGAAUAGCAAUGGGACAGGAGUUGAAUCCAACAGCAACAGCAUCCACUGCACCUCAUCACCUCAUCCUCCUAACCCUCCUCCUGCCCCUCAGUGCCCUGCCUCGCACAGUACUCUAACAGAAAGACAUAAGAUCCUGCACCGGCUGCUCCAGGACAGUAGUCCCAAUGAUGCCUCCGCCACCGUUGAGGAGGGAAUAAACAAAAACCAAGUUGAGAUUAAGAAGGAGCCGCCUGCCAGUCCGGCACUGACAGCUUCCAAGUCCAGCUCCAGAGAGCCACAGGACCAUCAACUACUCCGUUUUCUCCUGGACACAGACGAAAAGGACUUGGGGGACCUGCCUCCUCCAUCUGCUCUCAGCCUGCAGACUGUUAGGGUAAAAGUGGAGAAGAGAGCCAGCGUGGAGGGAGUGGCCUGUACGGGGUCUACUGUUGCAGCAGGAGGUGCAUCCAAACCUGCAGGAGUUACCAGCAGCUCGGCUUGCAUCAGUCCCAAAUCAAGCCCCGUCGGAGAGAACCGCAGAGACAGCCGCAGGGAUAGCCGAGACUCCACGAUGUCUGGUGGCCCUGUUGACAUGGACCCUCUCACCCAGCUGCUGCCUGGCCUGAGAGGCCCAAGUGGGGCCAAGCAGGGUAGUGAGGAUUCAACAACCCCUGGAGGAGGCCCCCAACUCCAGUCUCCAGCCCCCCAACACCAGGCCCCAGCGCCACUCCAGUCCCCCGUGCCUCAGCUCCAGUCCCCUAUGUCCCAGCCCCAGUCCCUUCCCCACUUGCAAUCGUCGUCACCCCAGCUCCACUCCCCUUCCCCCCAACUCAAACUGCAGUCACCCACUCAGCUCCAGCCCAGUGAGGUCAGCACUCCCCGCAACAUAAAUGUGAAGAGAGAGCCUCCCGGGACUCCUAACAGAGGGCUCAGUGAUGGCGGCCCGCCCUCUGGCUGCAGCCUUCAGAGUCAGUCAUCUUUUGAUUUCUGCAGUCCCCCCACUCCAAGCCAGACACAGUCCCAGGGACAGGGAGACCCCUUCCAGACCCCCAAAGACAACAGCCUGUUUCCAGAGUCAGAAGUUAUCAACCCAUUCAGUUCAAGCACUGGCCUAACCAAGAUGGAUGUGGGAGACUCCCAGUUCCAGGCUCUCUCUGACACCUUGUCCUUUGAUGGUCUUGGAACCCCUUUACAAGCUCCCUUGGCAUCACCACAAGAGCAGUGUGUGCCCUGUACGCUGGAUGAAGUGCUGGGCCCUCCGACCUCACCUGAAGGCCGAAACGAUGAGAAAGCUCUGUUAGAGCAGCUCGUCUCCUUCCUCAGUGGGACUGAUGAGAGUGAACUGGCUGAGCUGGAUAAGGCCCUGGGUAUUGACAAACUGGUACAGGGUGGCUGUUUUGACCCUUUGCCCCAAAGCUUCCCAACCCAGCAAUCCACUGCCACUCCAGUUUCCGUGGACCCUAAACUCCCCACCUACCCUUCCCAAUUUACACCAGCUCCACAAGCUCAGUUUCCUCCAGACCUGGCAACGGUGGGGCCACAGGGUCUGGGGUUUGGAGCCCCCCGAGGGGCUUUCCCUGGUGGGACGACAGGCGUGGGGCUGAGGCCAGGCAUGACGCGACCACAGGGGAUUGGCCCUCAGCUCAGGCUGCCACCCAACCAACUGCGUCUGCAGCUGCAGCAGAGGCUGCAGGGUCCACAGCAGCUCCAGAACAGGAUGGCGGGCAUGAAUCCGUUUCCAGGAGGAGCCCAGCAUGUGAACAUAGGGAUUCGUCAGGGGGUUCAACAACCUCAAAUGCCCUCACAACAGCCUCCGCUGAAUGCCCAGAUGCUGGCCCAGCGUCAGAGGGAACUCUACAGCAUCCAGCACCGCCAGCGCCAGCUUUUCCAGCAGAAGGUCAUGCUAAUGAGACAGAACAUGGCAGGUGCUCCGACUGGAACCGUGGGGUCCUUUGGAACUGCCAGGGUCCCAAAAGGUCCCCCAACAACGCCUCAACAACAGCAGCAGCAGCAACAGCAGCAGUUCAACUUCCCACCAGGGUACAACCCAAUGACGGGAAAAUCCCCUACCUCACCAAGUCACUUCAGCCCCUUGACCGGGGGCCCUCUGGACAACAAACUGUCCGGCAGAGUUCCCCUGAAUAACCAGACGCUGAUGGGUGCCGUGCAGGGCCAGUUCAGCAGCACCGUGAAUUCCUCAUUACAGCAGAACCUGUUUCAGCAGUUUGGAGGGUCUGCUAUCCAGCAAGACCCAUCUUUCCCUCCUGAGAUGAGCCCGACCAGCCCGUUGUUGUCACCUCAGAACUCCACCUCCCAGAGUCCUCUGCUUCAGCAAGCGCCACCUCCUGGCUACCAGUCACCAGACAUGAAGAGCUGGCAACAGACAGGCAUGGGCAGCAACAGCCUGUUCAGUCAGUCAGGACAGAGUGCAGGACAGGCCUUUGGCCAGCAGGGGGUUUACAACAACAUGAGCAUCACCGUCUCCAUGGCCGGAGGCUCGGGUGGUGUCGGCUCAUUACCUCCCAUGGGGCAGCCGGUUGGCAUGAGCAACAGUAACCUCAGCAACGUGGGUUCAGUGUGCAGCGACCAACAGGUGCAGCAGGUUCAGGUGUUCGCGGAUGUCCAGUGCACAGUGAACCUGGUUGGCAGUGACUCCUACCUGAACCAGGGCUCCAUCGGAGCUACGGCCUCCCAGAAGGGCCCCGGACCGCAGGGCUCCCAAAACAACCAGGCCCAGCAAAAGAGCCUCCUCCAGCAGCUGCUCACCGAGUGACAACCCCACCCCUUCAGCUCUCCUACUCCCUCUACUUCUCACUUUUAAGCCUCCUCCUUGGAGGUCGGUGCACCAGACCCAUUGCUGUCUCUGUCUCACCUUUUGAAUGGAUGGAUAGAAGGAGUUACACAGCCUGACCACUCCUGUGCAGGGGGGGGCAGGGGGAUUCGGGGCUGGUUGUUUUACCGCCCAGUACUUUAAGAAAAGACUCAAGUCAGAAGGAGCAGCAGUGUAUUUAAACCUGCCUGUCUAAUCUGUCUGACAACCUGUCUGUCUGCCUCAGCCUAUUAAAGGCAGUGUUGUCUUGCUGCUCAUUCCUUGGUGACCUACUUCCUGCUUCCCGACCCAAGAAAACAACUGCGACAUCAUUGUAGAUUUGCCAAGUUGUCGUCACUGUCAAAUCAGGGCCCGGCUUCCUUUUGUUUGUUUUUUUCCCUGAUGGGACGGUUUCUGUCGGGCCGUCGCAGCAGCAGUGCAUCUUGGGAGCAUGAGUUGCAGCAUACAGCUGAGCUCAGCGUUUAAGUGUGGGAGUAUCCCACACAGCAGCACCUCUGGCUUUUAUUUUUGUUUGUUUUUGUUUUCCUCUACCUGUCUCUCAGCGAUGUGGGAAUGUUAAGGUUUCAGACCUCUGUGGCAUUGUGGGAUAGAAGCUCAGUAUCAGCUGGUUCUGCAACUGUCUCUCUCUAUCAGCUACAGUGCCUGGUGGAAGUUUGAGUUUUUCCCAAGCUCUGCUUCUUCUUCUACAUAUUAUUCUAUUACGUCUUCUGUUUUAUUUUUAUUUUUUUUUUUUUUUUUUGGUUGAAUUGUUUUUGUUUAGUUUAAAAUCUUCUGCUCUCACCGUCAUCGUCAUCAUCAUCAUCAUCUUCAUGAUCAUCAGAACAAGCUUUGACAACAGCCAGAAUGGAUGGAUGGAUUGAUGGAUGGGAGACAGACGGGAUGCUGCUCAGUUUGGAACUUACGUGUCUUUCUCCCCUGGGAGGAGGUUUUAUUAUUUUUAUUUUUUUUUCAGAGUAUAAAAAAAAGACUGUUAUGAUUAUUUAACUGUCUGUCCGUCACAUUUUACCCCUCACCUCAGCAGCUGUGAAUACAGAGCCCUGUUGGGUUCUUUCUCUCUCUCUCUCUCUCUUUCUCUGUGUAUCUUUCAUGCUAUCUCUCGGCCUAUCAGUGUUGUUUGCCAUGUGCACCAUGCAGGCGGGUAGUAUUGUACAGUACAGAAGGACAAAGACUUGGGGAUGAGCUCACUCUUCUCUUGUAACUGCUUUCCUUUUAAAAGAAAAAAAGUGUAAUUAAUUGAUUACUCAGAACAGCAAAACUAUGUAUAAUGUGAUUCGAUCCAGGUUUUUUUUGUUUUUUCCUCUUUUUUUUUUUCUAAUAAUGUCAGCUCAUGGUUUUUGAGAUUAUUUUUUUGGCAUCAUGAUAUUGUAACACCGCUACAUAUUGCAGUGGAGGAGGAAGUUCCACCUUCUGAAAUGUGAAAAGAAAUUUUAAGCAAUUGAUUUAAAAAAAAAUAUAGCUAGAUCUCGCUCCCUUCGGCAUCCCAUUCAGCGCUGCAAGAAGCCACACUUUCUGCAAAAAAAACAAAAAAUGGGUUUGAUUGCUUUGCUUUUUCUUGUGGUAGCCAUGGAGCUAGUCCGCCAUCUUUUCUUGCUUUCUCCUCUUUUUUUUAUUCUUAUGUAUGUACAAUACUUUCAAGAAAACCUUUCAGACAGUACAUGUGUUUGUAACCAUUGUAUAAAAAAGCAUAAUAAUACCUUAAACCGUGUUCUUUGCUGUGAUUACGUGACCGCUGGUGGUGCUAACGGUACUUGAGCCGCAUCAACAUUGUACCCGUUGUCACAGCAAACAAAGCGCUUUUGGAUAUUGUUCCUAUAUAAUGACAUUUAAGUAGAGGCUUUAGUAAUAGAAGUUCCUAACAAAGAUGUGAUGGAUAAUUAAUUUAAAGCUGUCAUGAAAUUGAAUCAAAACAGGAUGGGUUGAGUCACAAAAAAUACUUCAUUUUCUUUUAUUUUCUCCACACCUCCUGCAAACCUGUUUCAUCAGUGUUGUUUUUUUUUUUUUUUGGGACUCAACCCUCUUCUCUCUCCACUUCUGGUUCCCUGAUGAAGACUUCACUCCACUGGCUACACACAUACAGUUUUCUGUUGACUACUGUUGCUCAGUCAGACACUGUCUCUGUCAGCGAUAACAGACCUCUGUUAAGAAAAACAAACAAACAAACAAACAAGUCCACACACAGAAAAGACGUGCUACUUAUAGUUCACACCUUACCAGGAAUUUAGAAAAAGGAAAACUCUGCCGAGACGUUGCCUCUAUAUAUUUUUUACAUGAGUAAAUUAAUGUAAAGAUACACAGAUGAUCUUGAUAUCAAGCGUAUGAAAUAUCAGAAUUUGCUUAAGGCUCAGUCUGAAACUAAUCCCCAAAGGUUUCAAGUGUAGGAUGCUAUAAGGGCCUUUUUACACCGGAAUCAUUUCAUUAGGGAACAUCCGGUGAUUUGUAACGACCACAAAGGUCCUCAGUGAUUUUACUUCUGUCAAAUCUGCCACGUCUGUACUCCAGCACAAAAUCACACGUUCCCUGAUUGAACUAUUCCUGUGUGAAUCCUUGUUCUUGGUUCAUUGUUUCUCUUUUUUUAUUUUCCUUCUGUCAUGGAAAAUUGGAGACAGUAGUAGAAUCUGUGGAGAGGGUUUUUGCAAACAGCGCAGACCUCACAUUCAGAUAUUAGGAAGUGUCAUUACCCCCCCCCCCAAGUGAGUUUCGCGCCUGCCGAACUCAUCACUCACAUUAGGUCAACAACAUACAGUCUGAUGCUACUUCAGUGGAAUAGGGCUUUCCUGUGUACUGUUUUUUACAGAGAUACUUCACCGUAUGCAACAUUACCCAGAUAUAGAGGGAUAGUAUGCAAGGUCAACAUUCCACCCACCAACUCCUCCAGUGUUGUAUGAUGUGAGAACCACUUUGUGCUCAUCUGAAAUGCUCUAUGUGCGUAUUUGGACGUGUUAAUGUGCAGAUCAAUGCACUGUGUAUCCAAACAGAGGCCCAGGAACAGUCGCUAUCUUUAAUCUUUCUUAAUAAUUUAACUAAAUGCAGGAAACUCUGUCGCCUGGACUCAAACAGAUAUUUUGAAAAUUAUUUACUAAGACUUUCUGAGAUGGGUUUUAUUUUUUCUAUUUUUCUGUUUGUAUAUUUAUUAGAAAAGCAUGUGGAUAAAUCAUCAGUAGACUUUUGAGCACCUUUUUUAUUACCUCAUUAUUGUUUUUGACCAUAUUUUCACACUGUGAGCAGCUUGUUUGAUUGGUCGACGGCAGAGCUAAAGACCUUCUGCAACCAAGUGUUGAUCAGAAAAAUCAGAAAAAAUGUACAUUUUUCUGCUUCACCAGCUUCACGUUACCUUUUGGCAGUGUUACAUAAUUUUGAUUCAACAUUGCUGGAUACCAAGCACUUCUUAGAUUAAAAAUAAACAAAGAGAAAAAAUAUGUAUUCUGAAGUUUAGGGCUGCAACUAAUAACUAUUUACAUUUGAUUAAUUGUUUAGACUGUAAAAUCAGUUUCCCAGAGCUCAAGGUGACGUCUUCACACUCAAAACCAAAAUAUAUUCAGUCUACAAUGAUAAUAAAACAGAGAAAAGAAGCAAAUCCUGGAAUCCCAAAGCUGCUUAAUAACUGACUUAAACAGUGAACUGAGUAUCAAAAUAGUUGUCGAUUUCUGGCUCUCCUGAGAUUACUGUCAGCGCAGUUUGAGACUUGUGCUGCGUCCCAUUUCUUUCCCUUGACCUCUAAUCUCAACUCACGGGUUUAUGUAAAAUGUAGUGGUGUCUCAGAUUAAAACUUCCCCUCUACCUCCAAACUGAGACUUUCCAUUACUACAUGUAGCAUUGUGGAAAGCCUAAAAAAAGCCAUGAACAGUUUAGGGCAGUAAUGAAGUGGUAAACUGGAUCCAACCUGCAGUUUACGGUUCAACUCCUCCAACCCAAAUUGUCUGUUUUUAGAGACGGUUUCCAUUCCACUUUCGGUCUCUGAUGAUUUGCACAAGUCACGAGUGUCAACGUGUUCAGUGGUGGAGUUAUUUUAAUCCUUGUUAGCUCCCCUUUGACGAGUGGGACUCCAAAAGCAAGGAAGGAGUUUAGGGAGAGAACUGGGACAAAGCCAUCGAUUCCUAUAUUGUUCAGAACAAAAUCCGUAGAGACUGUGAGGCCUUUAAUUGCCUGCACUUAGAUUCUUGUCCACUUUGCACUUGCUAGGCAGAACUGUUGAUAAAGAAAGAGUAAGCCCGUCAGUCAGGAAUCGAGGAAGCUCAGAAAUCUAAUUUGCAGUUGGUAAAAGCCUCUUGAGUAACCACACGUCAUCCAUUUUGUCGCAGUCGUGUUUUCAUUUGUGGAUUUCCUGUAAAUUUGAUCAUGUUUCUCACAGUGUGAAAACACCAGUCAGACACUCCUGUGCCACUGUUUGGUCGAUAUAAAAUACUCCCAAGAGACAGAAGCUGCACAAAGUGGAAGAAUGUAUUUUUGGAAGGAUUCUGCCAGUGUCAGCCUCCUCUUGUUUAUCUGCUCUGAUGAUUUCACACAUACAGUAUUGAUGCCCCCUCCUCCCUCCCUCCUUUCACUUUUCUGCGUGGAAUAGGCAUUCCUAUGGAAGUGGUUUCCUCUACAACUCUGUUAACUGCAGAAACUCAACAGCAACUCAGCUUAUCCUGCGUUAAAAAACAAACAUGCCAAAUACAACCAAUGCAUAUGUAAUCUUUUUUAUGCAACAGCCAUUCAAUGGAAACGACAGUCCCUCCUUCCUCACUACAAUUAACAGGUACAAGGUUCUUUUGUAACAUUGGUUUCAAAAUAUUAACAUAAUGUAUAUAACAGAGAAAUGUGAAUAUGUAUUUGUUCAGAAUCAACAAAAAAGUAGUGCUCCGAGUUUGUGGUUUUAAAAAAAAAAAAACUACUCGCCUCCGUCAUGUUUUUAUGUUUUCAUUUUCUACUUUUUUAUUUUUCUGAUGAUGUAUGUAUGUAUAUGACUAUCAGUGAGUGCGUAUGUGUGUGUGUGAUUAAUACUGUAUAUCUGGUGUUCUCUAAGAUGGAAAAGUGGAAGAUGUCCUGGUUUGAUUCUUUUCUUCUUUUUACUCUUUAGACCCUGCACAGUACCUGUGGGUGUUUCAGAUUAACUAUGCCAGAGAAUGGUUUUAGCGACUGCUGAAUGUGAUUUUACUGAGAGAGAAGCAGUGUGGACUGGCUUUUUGUACGGGUUAAUUUAAAAAAGGCCAUAUUAUUUAAUUUUCUCUGUUGUCAAAAGUUUAAGCAGAUCUGGGAGAGUGGAGCCUUGGUUUUAUGGAGAAGCAUUGCCUGGUUGUUGUGUACAUUAGUGGGCUUUUUUUAUUUUCUGGCUGUCUGGCUGAUGUAGCCUUUCUUGCAUUUGUCAAUAGUAAAUGACCAAAGCUUCAAGAUGUUUGAUGGAUACCAUAUGCAAACCUCAUCAUCACUGGACAAGACAUAAUGUAGCGGCCCUUUUGUUAAUUUGGAUUUCUCUCUUUCUCACAGUGACAUUCUGCUGCUGUUCGACGUUGUUUUGCAUGUUCGUCUUUCGUCGUUGCUUUCUAGACACUAUCUGUCCUUUUUAAAGUAGCCUAUCAGCAACAUUCUGCGUGAUGUCCCAAAGUUAGGUCAGUUUAGAGACGUCUCCGCUUUGCCAAUGAGGUCUUUUGUGCCUGAAGUGCUAUCACUCGUUUACAGGAAGAAAGAAAACAUUGCAACCGAUAGCUAUGCACCUUACUGAAACAAGCAUUUCCUUACUUGGGUAUGUAGAAUUAACACUGGAGCAACACAAAAUCAUUAAUUUCAUAGGUAAGGUAUUUUAUAUUUACUUUCCACAAAUGACAAAAAGCCCCUUCAGCAGGAGUAUCCCUCUCAGUGAGUUUAGUCUAGUGAAUUUAGUUGAUAUCUGAUGACCUUUCUCAGCUUUUUAUCUCAUUCUUGGGAGAAAAAAUAGUUUUGUGUUUGUUUUUUUUCCCCCCAUUAACUGAAUACUUUAUACCAAACUUGAGGUGCCUCGUGUAUAUAUUUUCUGCAGUAAAGAUUGCUCCUUUGCUGUUUAACAAUAAUAACCUUGUUAACCAGGGUUUUUUUAAACCUUUUUUCACCUUUAUAAAAAAAAAGUUUACUGUAUUUUAAAAGACUUUUUUACACACAUAGAAGAUUAAUCAAAUUAUUCCAGGAAUUUGCAAAUACAAUCUAAUUUUGCACUUUAUAUCAGAUUUACUUGGAGUGAAAAGGCCAUCAGAAACUGUCUCAAUCAGAUCAGUAUUUGGAGCUAGAAUAAUUAAUGUCCCCUGAAUGUACCAAGAAAAUGAUAGUUUUACUAGUUUAAUUUGAAAUCAGUGCUCAGGUUCUUUAUGGAGAACUUGACUGUAAGUGGAUACCCAUUAUCCAAAUGACGACUAAAAAUUGUACACACUUUACGUUCUUUGUAAUGUAGUUCUCUCUCUGUCUCUUUCUAUCUUUCUCUGUCUACACCAACCGAUCCUCAGCAUAAAUACUAUGCCAAUCUUCUUCAGGUGACCUCCCCUCCCCUCCCCUCCUCUCUGCACCAGGUGUACUGUUGAAAAAAAACCUCCUCCAGCUUGAACUCUCAGAACAUUCCUGCUCACAACACAGUUUUAGCAACUGUCAACACUUAGCUCUGUAGCUGCCGCUGCCGCUCGGCGUUCACUUCUCUCUCCCGCAGCUUUAAACGUGUUUUUCCUUAAACCAAGGUGGACACUCGCUUUUUUUAUUAGCAAAAGUCAAAAGUCUGGUUGUGUGAGACUUACCCUCUGCUAUCUAGCAACAAUUGUGCACUGACAAAUGACAACACACUAACUUUGUUGCCUCCCUUCUCUGUUUUGCUUGUCUUGUCACACUUUUGUGUUGCCCAAUGUAGAAUAUGUUGUGGUGUGCUGAUACCAGGAUUGGGCCAGCGCCUAGUGCAGGAUCAGGCUAAUGUCUGAUGUAGGUCAUCAUGUUUUGUGUCAGGGAAAUUCAUUGCAAAAAAACAAACUAAAAACAAUUUGACGCAUCAAAUAUGUUGCAUUAAAUGAAAGGAGGAUACAGUUUGAUCAGUUUAGAUUGCAUUUGUCUCUUUUUCUCAAGCAUAGUCAAAAGCAUUGGGCGCCCCGGUAACUCAGCUGGUAGAGCAUGUACCAAGUCCUUACUGCAGCAGCACAGGUUCGAUUCCAGCCCGGGCCCUUUGCUGCAUGUCAUCCCCUCUCUCUCCCACCUUUUCUGUCUCGCUUCAGCUGUCACUGUCUAAAGGCAAAAUGCCUGAAAACAUAUUUUCUUUAAAUGAAGCAUUCGCACUGGUCAUUGGUCCAAAAUGGUUUGGUAUUUGUGCACCGCUAAGACUCUGCAUAGUCCUUUAAAUUAAAAUGUACUCCCACUCAUUCCUAACACAGGUGUUCAAAACUAAUCUCUACUCUUAUGUGAAAGUUACUACAGCAUAAGUUGUCAGGUAUUGGAAGUGCAGCCGUAUUGGGACUGAGGUUGGAUGUGGUUCAGAGACUUUAAAAGAAGGCUUAUUAUUAGCUCACCACUGUGUUGUUUGGGGGCGGUAAUGCUUUCUCUGGAGAAUUUGAGAAAAUAUGACCAAGGUUCCACUUUCUCCCUUGUACAAAUUAAUAUAAAUAAAUAUAUAUAAAUAUAUAUUAUACAUUUUACUCUUUUUUUUGUCCAGUUUUGUAUAUUACAGUCAUGUUUUUAAAGAGGCAUCGGAGCAGCUAUUACAAGACAAUAUAAAGAGUGACAAUGUUCAUCUGGGAGAAUUUUAUGCAUGUUAUAUUUUCUUUUUUUCUCUCUCUGUCUCUUUUAAUACCCCGAACCCCCCCUGUUCAGGUGUGUAACAUGAAUAUAAAGAAAUCUACCUUUUCUUUGGAAUGUUGUAGACAAUCAGUCUCAGGCCGGGUCCAGUCCCUGCAGGGAGUGAGAGCCCUGCAGGCUGAUAGACAAACAAAACUCAUUUUGUUUGACAAUUUAAAAACUCUCUUUAUUUGCAUCUACUGGAAGUCUAAAUUUGGAGGUUUGUUCAUUCAUAUGUUCGUGGCUGCUCAAGUUUACACACACACACACACUUCUCUACUACACUCAAAACACAAACACCUCGUGCAUUUGAUCCCUCUGCUUUUUUUUCCAAGGUGAGGAUGCCAACCUUGAGCAAAUGAUGCUUUGACUAACAAAUCUAUAACAUCUAUGAAUGUGGGAAUGCAACACAUUGCAAUAAAAGCACCAUUUGAAAUGCA
Messenger RNA from Siniperca chuatsi (mandarin fish), 14362 nucleotides. RefSeq names its product nuclear receptor coactivator 1 (gene ncoa1). NCBI's taxonomy places the organism in Eukaryota, Metazoa, Chordata, Actinopteri, Centrarchiformes, Sinipercidae. The transcript is spliced from 22 exons. Gene Ontology annotation, cellular component: nucleus. The record is from RefSeq and is a predicted model, not a curated record. Gene Ontology annotation, molecular function: nuclear receptor binding; protein dimerization activity. Gene Ontology annotation, biological process: positive regulation of transcription by RNA polymerase II; cellular response to hormone stimulus. Bases 1602 to 6110 code for a protein of 1502 amino acids.